AUGUCGAAAAUGAUCUACCCCUUUAUUGCAUCGAAUCCAUAUACUGCGGAUAAACGUACAUUAUUAAAUAUUUUACGUAAAAAAAUUCUUACAUCAUCAAAUUCUGAUAAUCAAUUACAUCAACAACGUUCAUCAACUACACCACGUUAUUUACCAUCACAAUAUUUAGUUGGUAAUAGUUUAACUGAUGAAUUAGCUGUAUUUGAUUUUACAUCUGUUGCUGCUAGUCAACAACAAAAUGAUUUAAAUAAAAAUCAAUUAAAUUCAUUAUCAGAAAAUUCUUUUGAAAUAUCUUUAAAUAACAAAAAAUGA
Molecule: messenger RNA, 312 nt
Organism: Rotaria sp. Silwood2
Lineage: Eukaryota; Metazoa; Rotifera; Eurotatoria; Philodinida; Philodinidae
Source: the annotation of a GenBank genome assembly